Diaporthe batatas is the source of this 2824-nucleotide messenger RNA. Its product is annotated as DNA helicase. The transcript has 3 exons. Bases 149 to 2824 code for a protein of 891 amino acids. Gene Ontology annotation, cellular component: nucleus. The record is from RefSeq and is a predicted model, not a curated record. Gene Ontology annotation, biological process: establishment of sister chromatid cohesion; nucleobase-containing compound metabolic process. NCBI's taxonomy places the organism in Eukaryota, Fungi, Ascomycota, Sordariomycetes, Diaporthales, Diaporthaceae. Gene Ontology annotation, molecular function: DNA binding; hydrolase activity, acting on acid anhydrides, in phosphorus-containing anhydrides; ATP binding.
AAAACUAAUUGACAGGGCUUCGCCCUUCAUAACCAUCAGCCUUGAAGUCAUUUGAAAUUAUUUGUGUGGGCAGCCUUGCUCUUUCUCUUGUCGCAAAAAUCUCUGAGGCACAUGCGAGCUCGCGGCGACAUUUGCCCUGCCAUCAGCCAUGGCAGCCUCGGACGAGGCCCGGCAGGCCCAGCCCAACUUUCAUCAUCCUUACUCGCCUUAUGACGUCCAAAUCGAGUUCAUGAAAGCAGCAUACGAUGUGCUCGAGCGCGGUGACGGCCAAGUCGGCAUUCUCGAGAGCCCAACGGGCACGGGCAAAUCCUUGUCGCUCAUCUGCGCGUCAAUGACCUGGUUGAGAGACUUCAAAAGACGCGCCUUUGAGGCUUCUGUACAGAUCAACCCCAACGACGCCGAGGGAGAACCGGAUUGGAUCAUCGAGCAGAUGCUGCGACGUAAGAGAAACGAGCUGGUGGCAAAGUGGGAGGAUCGUGAGGCUCGACUCGAGGCUGUGCGCAGGAAAGAAAAGGCAACUGAAGACCGUGCGAACAAGCGGCGCAGAGUCGACAGGCCGGUCAUCUCUAAAAGAGCAGAAGAUGAAGAAGAAGCCGAGUUUCUGAUUGACGAUUGGGAAGAGGGUGGUUCUGUUGGCGCAUCUGCAACCUCGGAUGAUAAAGAUGGCUUUGGCGGCUUGAGCAAGGAGACCAGAGCUCUGCUGCAAAAGAUUGGGAUGGGGGAAGCGAAAAAGAUGGAAGCUAACGAUGAUGAGACUCCUGAGGAGGAGAUCAAGAUUUACUACACCUCGAGGACCCACUCUCAACUGACGCAGUUCAUCUCGGAGCUGCGUCGUCCUACUUUCUCCUCGUCCCUGCCAGACCAUUUGACGAGUAAGAAGAAUGACACAUCGACAGACGACGAACCGGUGAAACAGAUCCCACUAUCAUCGCGGCAGCAGCUCUGCAUCAACUCGGCAGUUUCAAGGCUCGGAUCCGUGGCUGCCAUCAACGACAGAUGCAGCGAGCUGCAGAAACCACAGUCAAAGGAUAAAUGUCCCUACAUUCCAAGCUCCGAGAAUCUCGCCCAGACGCAUCAGUUCCGCGACGCCGCCUUGGCAACCAUUCCUGACAUCGAGGACCUUCAUGAACUGGGAAAGACUCACCACGUGUGUCCCUACUAUGCAUCACGAUCUGCAAUACCCAUGGCAGAGAUUGUGACUUUGCCGUACCCAUUGCUGCUCCAGGCGAGUGCCCGGGAGGCUUUGGGAAUUAAAUUGGAGGGGAAUAUUGUGAUUAUUGACGAGGCACAUAAUAUCAUGGACGCUGUGGCAAAUGUCCAUGCCGCAGAUAUCCGGCUGAGCGAUCUGCAGAGGGGGCGGAAGAUGUUGGGAGUCUACUUCAAGAGGUUUGGGAAGAAGCUCAAGGGCGAGAACAGGAUCAUGGUGGCGCAGGUCGUGAAGGUCAUUGACGGGCUGACCGAGUGGUCGACCGCAGCCUUGUCGGCCAAAAGUGAGCACGGAAUUGUCGACCCAAAUUCCCUUCUCAAGAGCAAAGGCAUUGAUCAGAUCAACAUGUUCAAGCUGAUCAAGUACAUACAAGAAUCUAAGCUUGCCUUCAAGGUGGAAAGCUACGCAGCCCACAUCCAGCAGCCCGAAGGCCCGAGCAACACAGCCAAACCGCCUCCCUCAAAUCCUGUACUUCAUUCUCUUACCUCGUUCAUCAUCGCCCUCACCAACCCUGCCGAUGAGGGCCGCAUAUUCUACGAGAAAACCACGAGCCCCUCGGAUAUUAAACUCUCGUACCUGCUGCUUUCACCGACACACGCAUUCUCAUCCAUCGCAACAUCAGCCCGGGCAAUCAUCCUUGCCGGCGGGACAAUGUCACCGUUCGAGGACUACAAAAACCACCUCUUUCCCUAUUUGUUGCCCGAAAGAAUCACCACCCUCAGCUGUGGGCAUGUGAUACCUGAUUCGAAUCUCUGUGUUUGGACACUGGCAUCUACUCGGCCCAGAAAGACGCUGCAAGGUACUGCCACGACGGAUACAACAAGCGGCUUGUUCGAGUUUAGCUUCCAGAAGCGGAGUGACAAGGGCACAAUUAACAGACUUGGACUAGCCUUGCUGAACAUUUGCUCGAUAGUACCAGACGGUGUGGUAGUUUUCUUCCCUAGCUACGGGUACCUCGACGAGGUAAUCGAGGUUUGGAAAGCCCCGCCAGGGACUGAGGGCGGAAAGCCGCUGUGGGAAAGGCUUCAAGAUAAAAAAGCUCUUUUUAGAGAAAGCAAAGGUGGGUCGAGCGAGGAGGUGUUGGCGGCAUACACCGAGGCAAUAUUGGGAGCCGGCCAGACAACCGACCGCAAGCAAGCCAGGGGCGCACUGCUUCUGAGCGUCGUUGGCGGCAAGAUGUCCGAGGGCAUCAACUUCUCAGACCGCCUGGGUCGAUGCGUCGUAAUCAUCGGUCUCCCAUACCCCAACAUCAACAGCCCCGAGUGGAAGGCCCGGAUUGAGUACCUCGAGUCAUCCACUAUUGCCCGGCUCACAGCCGCCUCGCCGUCAUUAUCAAAGGCCCAGGCGUCGCAGGAGGCGAAGCAGGUCGCCCGGGACUUUUACGAAAACGCCUGUCUCCGCGCAGUCAACCAGAGUAUUGGACGAGCCAUACGGCACAAGGCUGAUUAUGCGGCUAUCGUGCUUGUUGAUCGCCGAUUCGAGACGGAGCGCAUCCGUAGUAAAUUGCCUGGGUGGAUUAAGGGACGACUGGUGCGUGACGCAGAGUCGCAAGGUCUGCAGGGGCUGAUGGGCUGCUUGAACAUGUUUUUUAAGGACAAGAGAGCGGCGAAAGAAUGA